UGAAUUCUAUUUUUAGCGACAGUUUUCCCUAGUAAACGGUACACUUCCGCUUGUAAAUUAAUCAGUCUGCAAGCAUGUCCGUGGCAACAACUGUCGAUCAAAAAAUUGCCUCAAAGAAGGUAAUUAUGUAUUCUAAAUCUUACUGUCCAUUUUGUACGAAAGCAAAGAAAGCAUUCCAGGAUUUGUUAAACGAUGGAACACUUUCAAAGAAUGAUUAUGAAGUUGUCGAGAUAGAAAAUGACCCCAACUGCGACGCUAUCCAGGAUUACAUGAAGACGAAAACUGGCGGUAGAUCUGUACCCCGGGUUUUCAUUAACGGGAAAUUCAUUGGAGGAGGAGACGAAACCGCCCAGAUGAAAUCCACUGGAAAACUGACGGAACUUGUAAAAGCUUAAAUAAAGUAUGUGGAUGAGGAUUUCACAUCAUGUUGUUUAUAGAUGUCAAACUGAGGACUCGCUUUUUAUUUGGACUUUUAUACAUGUAGAACAAUCAAAGUUCUAGUCAUAAAUUUGCAGUUAAACCAAAAAUAUUAUAAGUGGAUAAUAAUUUUGAAUAUUUGUAAUGAAAUCCCAACUCGAUUUUCAAUCAUUUUAUGUCAUUAUAAUAAUAUCUAUACAAAAAUAAAAAAUAUCAUAUA
Messenger RNA from Ostrea edulis (European flat oyster), 637 nucleotides. RefSeq lists its product as uncharacterized. The transcript has 2 exons. Lineage: Eukaryota; Metazoa; Mollusca; Bivalvia; Ostreida; Ostreidae. The coding region runs from base 75 to 395 and encodes 106 amino acids. Gene Ontology annotation, cellular component: cytoplasm. Gene Ontology annotation, biological process: cellular response to oxidative stress. Gene Ontology annotation, molecular function: glutathione disulfide oxidoreductase activity. The record is from RefSeq and is a predicted model, not a curated record.